AGGACGUGAACCACACUAGAUUUACUGUGUGUGUGUGUGUGUGUUUUCUGUGUCCCUGUGUGUAUGAGUGUGUGUGUGUGUGUGUAUCUAUGGGAUGGUGAACAAUGUCUCGUGCACAGUUUCACUCAUCAGCCACUAGAGGGAAAUGCAGAGCAUCACAGCUGCUGUUUCUUCUUCUCUGGUUGGGGAAAACCUUUGGAGCCAUUCACAUUCCUAUCGAAUAUAACAUUUCUGACAUGAAAGAGCCCCCCCUGAUCACACUGCAGACAAAGUCGUACACAGCCUGCUACAUAGACGACAUCAGUCUGAUGUGUGAAGCUAGCGGCAAUCCCAAACCCACUUUUCGAUGGGUGAAGGACGGACAACUGUUCGACGACGAAAUGGACAGCACGGGAAUUAUUAAAGGUAACGAAAGUAAAGAGCUGAAAUUUUACCAUGGGAAAUACCGCUGCUACGCAUCAAACGAGCUCGGGACGGCAGAAUCGGGCCUGAUAGACCUCGUCACUGAGUCCAUUCCAGUACUGUCAGUUAAAGAGAAGAAAGUGGAGAAGAUCGCCAACAAGGGUGAAAGUGUAGUCCUACAAUGUAAUAUCCCAAACAGCACAGUGAGCUCUUACGUCCACUGGAUGGACAAGAAACUGAUGCAUGUUAAGCAAAGUGAGCGAGUCAUCAUCGGCCGGAACGGUAAUCUUUACUUUGCCAACGUGGAGAUCAGCGACACCAGAAAAGAUUACACCUGCUUCAUCCAGUACAUCGAAGCCAGAACUAUUUUAUCCUCAGAGACAGUCUCUCUGUCUGUCAUAUCCUCCAAUGAGUUGGUGAACAGACCGCCUGGUCUCCACCAGCCUCAGGGCACACACAGCAGUUAUUUUGCUCUGCGAGGACAGAAUCUCAUCCUGGAGUGUAUUCCGUACGGCCUGCCAACUCCAACAGUCAAAUGGCAAAGGAAAGACGCUUCGCUUUCCUCCAGUCAAGCAACUGAGCAGCAUUUCGGUCGCUGGCUGGAGUUCUCGUCCAUCUCGGAGAGCGACGAUGGAGAAUACACCUGUACAGCCUCUAACGUGAUAGGGCAUGUCACACACUCAUACACAGUCAACGUGGAGGCCGCGCCCUAUUGGAGGAAGCAGCCUAAGAGCGCUCGCUACACCCCGGGAGAGACGGUCAGACUGGACUGUCACGCUGAGGGCAUUCCUAAACCUCACAUUACAUGGAAGAUUAAUGGAGAGCUCCUCUCCGAGACGAUUCCAGAACCGAGACGCAGCGUAGAAGGCGGGACUUUAAUCCUGAAUAAUGUUAAUGCUGCUGACACGGCUGUCUAUCAGUGUGAGGCCUCCAAUAAACACGGCACCGCCCUCCUUAACACCUACAUCCAUGUCAUCGAACUGCCCCCUCAGAUUCUAACUGAAGACAGUCGAGUGUAUAAGGCGACAGAGGGAUCCACGGUGUAUAUUAGCUGCGACACUUUUGGCUCUCCGCAGCCGAAGGUCACAUGGGAGAGUAAUAAUUUUGGUCCGGUUCUGUCCGACCCGAGGAUGAUUGAGUCGAGCAAUGGCACGUUACGCAUCAUGGACGUGAGCCACAACGACACGGGAACGUACCUCUGUUCAGUCGUAGACACCAAUCUGUCCAUUACUGCACAUCUGGACGUACUGAGCAAGACUCGGAUCGUGACCCCUCGUCAAGACCACCGGACUUUGAGAGGAACUCUGUUGGUUUGGCAGUGCAGUUACAAGGUGGACCCUCGACUCCCUAAUCCACUAAUCCAGUGGAGGAAAGAUGGAAAAAAAAUCGCUCCAGAUAACAAAUACACGAUUUUUGAAAACGGAUCACUGAUGAUCAAUCACAUCCAUGCUGAAGAUGCUGGAAAAUACACAUGUGAGGUCAUCACCACCCUGGACUCUGAUGUCAUCACUGGAUCUCUGACUGUGAUUGAUAAGCCUGAAGCUCCUCACUCAGUGAAGCUGGAUCAGAAGGAGAGUCGCAGCGUUACUGUAUCCUGGAGCCCCGGACACGACAACAACAGCCCUGUGAUUGCGUUUGUGAUUGAGAUGCAAGAAGAAUUGCACCUAAGACCCUCGAGCUGGAAGGAGGUGAUGCGUGUUCUUGCUGAAAUCCAUCACCUGGAGAUUUCUCUAAUUCCUUUCUGCAUGUACCAGUUCCGAGUGGCGGCGGUUAAUGAGAUCGGACAGAGUAAAUUCAGCCAGCCGUCCGAGUCGUACGCCACACCUCCUGCAGAACCUGAACUGGCUCCAGGGAACGUGAGGAGUGAAUCUACUGACCCAGGCAGCAUGAUCAUCACAUGGGAGGAGCUGGAGCCGAGGCAUUUCAACGGCCCAAGUUUCGGGUAUAAAGUGUAUUGGCGUGAAGCGGACAGCUCCGAGAAUAGGUGGGGUUCUCAGGUUGUUUCUCAUCCUCCGUUUGUAGUCAACGAAACAAAUACCUUCACACCCUUCGAGAUCAAAGUGCAGGCGGUGAACAAAGUCGGCGAAGGACCGAGUCCCAAAGCUGUCAUCGGCUACUCGGGAGAAGACGUUCCCCUGGAGGCCCCGAAUCAUAUUCGGGUGAAUCCGGUUAACGCUACGGCUGUAUCAGUCACGUGGGAGCCAGUCAACAGGACGUCUGUGCGCGGACAUCUUCUUGGCUACAGGAUCUACGUGAUGAGGUUGGGUACCAGAAAAGACCAUGUCCACAAGAAGAAAAAGAAGCGGGCGCUAGCUACGGUGAGAGAGAUGGUGCAAGCGAUGGACAGCAUGGAGGAAAGACAAGUGAUCGUCGUAGAAGGAAAAGAAGAGGCGACCGUAAGAGGUCUGGAGUUCUACUCCGAUUAUGAGCUGUCAAUCACAGCAUACAACAGCAAGGGGGAGGGGCCUCCGUCUAGCCCCAGCCACUUCAAGACAUCUGAGGGAGCUCCCGGUCCUGUUUCACACAUGAGAUUUGAGAGUCCUUCAAAUACCGAGCUGACGCUGUUCUGGAAAAAACCUCACAAGACGAACGGGAUCCUGAGAGGAUACGUCUUAAUGUACCAGGAGUUUGUGGAGAACGGUCCCAGCACACUCCAGAAGGUGGAGCUCGAUGAUCCGACUGUGACGCAUUACAUCGUGGACAAACUGGAUCCCAAACAUUUCUACAUUUUCUCCCUGAACGCGUUUACCGACGGUGGAAAAGGAGAAUCCGUCCAUAUUAACGCCACCACUUUACUCGAUGGAGUUCCACCAUCUUCUAUAAACAUGACAGUGGGAGAAACAGCUGUGAAUCUAAGCUGGGUUCCAGGAGAACGACAGCGAAACAUGGGCUUCGCAGUUCGUUACCACAGGGGGAAGAGUGAGCCAGAGAACGGUGAGUGGGAGGAAUCGGAGCAGGUGAAUUUGACGCAGGGCUUUUAUCAGCUGCAGGGACUGAAAGCAGGAUCCUUCUACUUCCUUCAAAUCCGCCACGACAACAUCACAUACUGGACACAAGCGCUGCAGACUAAAGGACCAGUGAUAGGAGGCGUGCACAACAGCUUUGCCACUCAGGGCUGGUUCAUCGGCCUCAUCAGCGCCGUGGUGCUGCUGCUGCUCCUCCUGCUCAUCCUCUGCUUCGUCAAGAGGAGCAAAGGGGGAAAAUAUUCAGUGAAGGAGAAAGAGGAAGGACAGAUCGACUCGGACGCGAAACCCAUGAAGGAUGAAGCGUUUGGAGAGUACAGAUCCCUUGAGAGCAGUGACAGCGACGAGAAGCGUUCGUUCAGCCAGCGCUCGCUAUGCGCCGACCUGAAGCGCGAGAGCGAGGACAGUCUGGGGGAGUACGGAGACAGCGUGGACAUCCAGUUCAACGAGGACGGCUCGUUUAUCGGGCAGUACAGCGGGCGCAGAGACACGCAACCGUACGCGCACGGCGAGCACGAGAGCUCAGGCGUCCCGUCCCCGACCAAACCCAACCCUCCACCCAGCAACAGCUUCCCCACCUCCAUCACCGGCACCUUCGGGGGGAACUGAGACACGAGAAACGACUCUGCUGCAUCACAAGAGACACUGAGACAGAGAGAUCAACCUGAACUAAUACUGGCAUUCGUUCAUUAGUACACAAAGAUCAUUUAUUGUCUGGCUAGCAACUUUCAUUUCAUUAAAAAAAAAAAAAAAAAACACAAGGGGACCGAAAAAUAUUCCAUCACUGCCGAUGACGUUAACACUUUUUAAAGCACACGCAUGCUCGUAAAAUUAAACACACACACUCACACACUCACACACACACACACUCACACACUCACACACUCACACACUCACACACACACACACACACACACACACACACACACACACACACAUACACACACACACAC
Messenger RNA from Tachysurus fulvidraco (yellow catfish), 4318 nucleotides. RefSeq names its product L1 cell adhesion molecule, paralog b (gene l1camb). Bases 105 to 3974 code for a protein of 1289 amino acids. Gene Ontology annotation, biological process: brain development; cell-cell adhesion. NCBI's taxonomy places the organism in Eukaryota, Metazoa, Chordata, Actinopteri, Siluriformes, Bagridae. The transcript has 28 exons. Gene Ontology annotation, molecular function: cell-cell adhesion mediator activity. The record is from RefSeq and is a predicted model, not a curated record.